Chaetomium strumarium is the source of this 893-nucleotide messenger RNA. RefSeq lists its product as uncharacterized. Lineage: Eukaryota; Fungi; Ascomycota; Sordariomycetes; Sordariales; Chaetomiaceae. The record is from RefSeq and is a predicted model, not a curated record. The transcript has a single exon. Bases 368 to 841 code for a protein of 157 amino acids.
AUAAGCUUCUCUGUUUGAGGCUGUGAUAUGGCAAGGAAUGGCUGGCAGAGUAAUCUUCCGAUGACACUGUAUAUACGUAGGGAGGUAGGCAACUCUCUCCCAAUAUUUGUGGAUCCGGGGUUACUUUGGACGGUAGUUAUGAUAUGAUGUGAGAUGGCUGUGCACUUUCGGUGUCGGUCCGCUUGGGAAGCUACUACUAUGUGUGAGUUCAGGUUGUGUAUAUAACCUACCCAUUCAACACCGCAUUAUCUCGAACAAAACCUCCUACACACAUAACCAAACCUCAACCAAAAACAACCCUCCCAUCAAAAACAAACUUCACACACCACCUCGGUCCAACGAAACCCCAGCCCAUCUAACCAGCACCAUGCGCUUCUCCACUCUCGCAACAGCCCUCACAUCGGCAACCCUGGCGUCCUCCCGCCUAAUCGGCAUCGCAGCCCCCUCAACGCUCGCUCCCAAGAGCACAUUCACCCUCACCCUCCUCUCGGAAGGCUACAUCCAAACCGUCGCCGACGUCGCCGUAGCCUGGGGUUUCUCCCUCGCCCCCGGCUACCCCGGUUCCCUUGGCUCUUUCAGCGAUUCCGCGUACCUAGGUGCUGAGAAGAGCAACCAGGGGCAAGAUAACGUUACUAUUACUGCGACGGUGCCGGAGGGAUUGGCGGGGGACGCGUAUAAAGGUCAGGAGAUCUUGUUGAGUGUGGGAAUCUAUUCGUUGUAUGGUGCUAGUGGAGGCGCGACGGUUACGGGGUUUAAUGUCUCGGUUAAGGUUGGGGAGGAGACGGGCGGGGAGAUUGUCCAGAGUGAGGGGCAGGCUUGGAUUCAGAACAGCGUCCAGUAGGGGGUGGAAUGCUGAACGGGAGUGGGGAUGAGGAUGGAGAGAUGGAAGAUGU